Varroa destructor (honeybee mite) is the source of this 7585-nucleotide messenger RNA. Its product is annotated as RYamide receptor-like. Lineage: Eukaryota; Metazoa; Arthropoda; Arachnida; Mesostigmata; Varroidae. Gene Ontology annotation, biological process: G protein-coupled receptor signaling pathway. Gene Ontology annotation, cellular component: plasma membrane; neuron projection. The record is from RefSeq and is a predicted model, not a curated record. Gene Ontology annotation, molecular function: neuropeptide binding; neuropeptide Y receptor activity.
GUCAGCAUCUGAUGCUUGGAUUAGUAGCGUUUAAUAGGAAGACAGGUGGAGAAAAUGUGAUACUUUAUCAGUAGAAGCCUCUACAUACACUUUAAGGGGCAUAAUUAAGCGUGAUGGCCAUAGUACGGUCGCUGCUUUUAUAUUAAUCGAUACAAAAUACACUGAGAUCCCAGGCUGCAAACAGUGACAAUUAACAUUGACAGUCUUAUUGAAUUUCACCGCAAGCAAGUGAAGUAAUCAAUUCAGAGGUCAAACAUGUAAGUUACUGUUUGAGUAACUCUUCCUUCGUUUGCGCGUGUUAUUAAAGUACUUCGGAUUUAAAGCGGGACAGCAAGGAAGAUAUUACCUGAAGCGCCAAGUGUGACCGUAAAUAGUUACAACCGGAACAACACAAACACAUUGGUCGUCCGUAAAAAUAUAAAGGCGGUUAUGCUGCAGCAGUAUGACAAUAAUAUUUCAAGAACAAAGUAAAUAAAAAAAUUGUAUGCUACGAAGCAAACAGGCUGCCCUGAUUCGAGCGUUAAAAAGUGAUGUGAUGCGUGUCGACCAAUGCAAAAAGUGAUCUACGUGAGCCAUACUAAAAAUAUAACAAAAACAAAAAUGAGUUUGUGGGAUCCCGCCACCAUUAAAUGGAUGGCAGUGAUCAAUAAUCUAAAAGAAGUAAAUGUCAUCGAUGAAAGUGGACGCACAGGCACCAGUAACAAAUGCUAACAGAAGCCAAGAAAUCAUGGAUGUGAUAUCGCUGGUGUCAUUCUUCGAUGUUCGUACAUAGGGUCCGCUCUUUACUAAAUCACAUCAAAUCAUGUGAAAGAUGGAUGUAGCAUUCUUGGAAAUUCCAACACCUGACUGAUACUUCCUUAUGGCCACUCCCAAUUCUAUAUCCGGCCGAUCAGAUAGUUGCUUCUCAGCACUAAACAACGCCUGUCUACGCUCGGGCUCCGAACUUGGACCACAACGUACCCCUAAGAUUAGCAGGCAAAUAGCAGACAGUUAUGAAUGAAGGAAUUAUUCAGUUGGAUAGCGGUGGGUAAUCGUUGCAAGGACUGCUCAGGAAUACGGUCAGAUUUGCGAAACCUAGGUCGACUUUUAAUGACGUUCAGGCCGUGCAAAGUUACAGAUCUCUCCGACAUUGGCCUGUUGGUGGUAAUGAGAGCUAGUCUAGACUAUGGGUCACCCUACUCAUUUCGAUCGAUGCACCUAUAAGUCAAAAAUUUAACCACGGACUCGAGUAGCUGUUUGUCGCGGCAUAUAGCCAACCCAAAUGCAUCAUCUCCUGUAACAUCCCCUAUAUUUAAGAUAGCAGAAAUACGCUUCGUUGAGCUCCAUCGAGAAAAAAAAAUCUUCAUUUAACAAGGAUACUGCACCAUAUUGUCUUAACCGCACAGAAACGUUCAUUCACAGAAAAGGCCGCUCAGUAUUCCUCACAACACCGUAUAUAGUAGUCGUCCAGUAGCCGCGUGCCUGACUAGCAAACUCAGCUGGUCAGGCUACAUAUAGCAGCAACCAGUAGGUCCAAGAGCGUUUAAGUGGUUAGGUAUUAAUAAGAUUAGUUCCUGUAUCUGGAGCUAUAUUUUUUCAAUAAUUACCAACAGUUAUUGAUCGCCUUAACGAAAAGAUCUAUUCGGGUAGUUUGGGUUCUUUGAUUUGUGCUGGUAGAUAGCAAUGGAACACACAGAAACUUUGGGAACUCAUGGGUGAGAAUUCCUAAAAUUUAUGAAAGUUGUUUAAUUUUGUAAAUCGAACUUGUGAGCCGAACAUAAAGUAAAGCAGCAAAGUAGGCAUAACACUUUGACCACAGUUCGAAGCCCAUCUUUAUGUAGCGUUUAUCAUCACUUAAAUGGCCACCACAGUUUAGACUUGGGUUUCUUUCAUCAAUCAGUUGCUGUACUGGAGUCAGCCAUAACAUAAUUAUGAUUAUUUUGCUCAAGUAGCCCUACAAGCAAAGAUAUCACUUUUCCAAUCAAAAAUAAAAAGAGCAGCUUCUGUUGGCAAAUGUAAUUUUCUUACGUAUUAUACCUCCAUGCUCGAUAGAUUGAUAUUCGUAAUAGUUAUAAUGGUGAAAUUUAGCUAAUAGCUUGUAACAUUCCUACACGACCACCAAAAAAUAUGCAACCUGUUUAAACUCUUGGAAUUUACACAGUCGUGCUUAAAUACCUUGAAGGGACUCAUUCAUUUUGCGUGUGAGCUUUACAUAUACAGUCAUUUAGAUCUUAUAACUGGCGUUUUCUCUGUCUCUCAUAUUGAACAAAAAACUACGUUGGAAGUAAGGCACCAUACACAGUUUAAUUACUAUGUCUUUGAAAAGUGCUAGGUUUUAUUAAAUUUGAUAUCGAAACUUUCUUUAUUUCACAGAAAGCGGUAAAUAUGUGUAAGAGUUGCUCAUAAAAAAUUCAGAUAAUAAGCUAGCAAUGAGAAAGAAAGCGAAAUCUGUUUUGUCUCUUUGAACUUGUCUACGAUUUGUUAACAACCUGGUUGUUUGGAGUGUACAGGAGAGACCGUUUUUUUUCCACAUUUACAAAUCAAUCGGCGCCCGAUAAUGAACUCGCCUGAUCUAUUCGCCACUCCAGAUAAUAACGUACAGAGGAGAGUCGACGGACCACUGCAAUUGACAUCCUUCAAGGCGGAUUCGUAUAAAAAGAGCAAACGUUUCUGUCAGGGCUGCGGCAGCAUUCAGGUAUAUCUGAUACAUGAAAUUGAUAAUACUAAAAGGCUGAUGUAGAAGAUCGGAAGCUGAUUCUUUUUAUUUCGCAGUUAGACACCAUUUCAACAAAAUGCGGCGUUCAGGAAGAAAGCGUGAGGAAACCCCUCUGUUAAAAAAACGUGUGACUUCUGCGGUAAGAUGGAAAGCUCAUUAAGCUGUCAGCCAAUACGAAAUUCGGCCGUUCGUUGUAUUUUAGUGGUCACGAUAAAGCAAAUUCAUUAGCCAAUAGGAGGUUCAAAUACCUCUACAAAAGCCACAGAAAAAUCGAAAAAUUUUUCUAGUCGUGUUUAAUCUGCAAAAACAAUAUUUGAUUGGAUCCAUUGGUUAUCAGAGCCAUAUUUUUUGCGGACUCGACUGCAAGGAAGAACGAUGAAUAAAUGGAUCGAUUUCACCGCCUGAGAGAAGAAAUUAGAGUUUAAUUACAGAAGCGUAAACAGCGUACAAGCAGACACAGCCUCGUGUGAUAGAACUACAACGCUACUGUACCGUAGAAUUGUGGCUCGCGUGGAGUCAGGACUUAUGAAAACAGUCACUGCAUCAUAAAACGGUGCAGCGAUAGUUGUAGGUUUAUUGAACACGAUGUCGGCAGCGGCUGGCGGACCGCCCUCCGGCGGCGUAAACAGCAUUACUGGCCUGUCGUCAGCAACGACAGCACGCAUCAACUGCUCGUUGGACGGUCCAUGGGAGCCAGCGCAAGUACCUGCACUCGUCGUAAUGUCUAUCAUGUAUGGCCUAGUCACCCUCUUCGCAUUAGCCGGUAACGGACUUGUUUGUUACAUAGUACUGGCAUACCCACGUAUGCGAACAGUUACGAAUAUGUUCAUUGUGAAUCUGGCCGUCGGCGACAUUCUCAUGGCCGUCUUCUGCAUCCCCUUCUCGUUCGUUUCGAAUUUUAUCACCGAGCACUGGGUGUUCGGCUAUUUUAUGUGUAUAGCAGUUGGAUACUGCCAAGCUAUUUCGGUAAUGGUGAGCGCGUAUACGCUGAUCGCGAUAUCGAUGGAUCGCUACCUGGCCAUUAUGUAUCCUCUCAAGCCACGGCUAAACAGUUUGCAGGCCAGACUGAUCAUAGGCAUCGUGUGGGCGGUGGCUCUUGUCACACCACUGCCAUCAGCGUUAAGGCUAACGCUUAAGGACCAUCCGGACUGUCCAGGCGAAGCUUUUCAAUACUGUGCUGAAGAUUGGAGUUCAGCGCCCGAACUGGAGCUUUACUACUCUUACGGGUUGUUAACAUUGCAGUACCUUUUGCCACUUUUGGUGCUUAUCGUGACGUACGCGCGAAUCGCCAUCACAGUUUGGGGCAAGGAGAUUCCAGGCGAAGCAGAACAUCAACGAGACUGUCGUAUGGCUCAGUCGAAACGAAAGAUGGUUAAAAUGAUGAUCUGCGUAGUAUCCGUAUUCUCUUUGUGUUGGAUGCCGCUAAACGUGUAUAUUCUCCUGAUGAUGAUCGACCCUGUCACCGUCAGUAACACCCCGUAUGUGGGGUAUGCGUAUUUUUUCUGCCAUUGGCUUGCUAUGAGCCACACUUGUUAUAAUCCAGUCAUUUAUUGCUGGCUGAAUGCAAACUUUCGUCAGGGCUUCACCAGGCUGUUCUGUAGCCGAGCUAUGCGGGGUAGCCAACGGAAGAACACCUACACCUCUUAUGUAAGCUGUAAUCAGUCACAGGUACAACAGCUUCAUACCAUUAAUGACAACAAUCUCGAGUCUGUGCUACAUCGUUGUAACAGCGUUCCAGAUAUAGCCCAGCGGCAGUUAAAUAGUGCCAGUGAAGUGCUCGGAAAAGAGCUCAACGGAGCUCCGCCAGCGAUGCUCGAGAAACACUGAAUUAUAGAUUAAUAUAACAUGGGCGGGUGGACGAGCGGGCUACUAAUUCUACAUAUAUGUUGGGCUGGUAGAAAAAAAAACACUAUUCAACCGUUCUCAAGCCAAAAUUAAAGCAUAUACUUUUUAUUCUAAAAUUAUAUUAUUGAAAUGAAAAUGCCUUCUUUCGGCCGAUGAUUUCGUGCCAUGUUUCUGGCAACACCAUAAUCUGGAUGAAGAAUUAUGGUUAGGCGAUUUUUGCAUCCCUCCAUCUGAACCAAAUUAGCAUCAUGGAACAGCAAUAUGGAUUGACAUUAGGGAAAUUAUGCAGAGAUCCAAAUCGAUCUACUUAUGCCAGGCGGCAGAAGCUCAUAAUGCACGAUCUCUUUUUAAUUACACCGAACGAGUGGCAUCACCCUUUUUGGCGUCGCGCUAGGCUUUGCUAUAUAAAUAUUUUGUUUCUUUAUUUGAAUAUUAUUAUUAUUAUUUUAAAUGAUUCAAAUUUAAAUGAUCGACUGCUUUAGAGAUGAGUCGAUUUUGUCGCAUUUCUAUAGAGCUGAGUUGAAAUGCGAUCGCGUAAAUUCAUGUAGCAUUCAAACAUCGAGCUCUCUUUAUAGCUAGCUUUUUUAAAAUGCUUUAAAAUAGUCUGGUGGUAAAUGUUUUGUUUUUCGGCUAUCUCUCUCAUCGCUGUUCACGAUUUUUCGUUCUUCUUGCUCAACUUUCGCAUUAAUAUCAUCAACUUUUUCUGUAGUCUGUAAACCACCACGAAAACCAUCUUUCAGAUCGAAAUUCCUUGAAGGAAAACGAGAGAACCAUCUUCUUCUAGCAGCUUCUUCGAAUAAAGUAUUUUCACUAAGAACAGCCGUAGCCAGAACUUGUACCUUUAUCGUAAUAAACCUGUGAAAUACAGCGAAUUUUUGCAGGAAUGUUUCUCAUCUCCGAGAGGCUUUAUCUCAAGUCUGAAUGAGGGCUCUCAAAUGACACCAACGCCAAUAUGACGUAACUCGUAUUACCUGAAGUCAUCUAGCAAGAAUAGUGAUCAAUACUUCAACUUUUUUGACAACCCAAUUUAUAUACACAUACUUAACCAGUAUACGACGACUGGUAUUCUCCCUCUUAGAAUCACCCAUAGUGAAAAUAAUUAUGUGUAGCUUAUAUUCGUUGGCCCGUACGGACGGUAUAACUAAUCUUUUUCUAUAAAAGUGUUGGCUAAUGGAUUGAUGCACGACCGGAACAGCCGAAUCUAUUUCUCUUUAUAGUACAAUUUGUGUGGGCUUCAUUGACCUGUUCGCAGCCGAAUGAGACCGUACUCUGGGUGUGUAGGGCACGAUAAUACCCAUUAAACUGCUGUAUCUUUGGUGCUUGCUGUAAGAAGCUAUGAAACAUUAUUUCAGAUUUUCCAUGCUCUUUUUCAAAAUUCUUCCUUUUUGCGCGUUCAGGUUCUUCUUUCUUGCUCGUACUUCAUUUGAUGCGCAUAAUACGUCGCAUUUCCCUAUCUUUGCGACUUAGGUCUGCUACUGUCCGUAUUGUGGUUGGUGAGAUCGCCAUUUGUAUUAUCAUGCCAAUCCAGAGUGAAGAACCUCGUUUAGUUCUUAUCGUUCAAGACUGUCACCAUUUUCACAUUAUUGCUGUUCUGAUUCUGCAAAUUUUCGAAUCAUCUUCCGCCUUCCUUUCGCGAGAUGGUCCCAAGAUAACAUCUUAGAAAACAUUAAUAACUAUGUGACCAUCUACCAAAUACCAGCAGACUUGCGACCGAUGUGAUCAUUCAUCAAAGAUCGGCUACCAAUCCGCAUCCCGUAUUGUUGAUUGAGAUAAAGCGGUUGUUCUUUUAAAUUACUUUUUGAUGCUAUAAGACGUUAGAAAGUACACUCUAGCAUUUUGAAUAAGCUACUAGCUGUCGUAGUCUGCUCUUUUAAGCUCGACUGGCCUUGCGACGUAUUUACUACCAGGCAGUUUGUAUAUGCUCAUGGUGGGUCCGAAUUAAUGGCUUCCUGUAUGUGGCAUGCACGUGCUAUCCCUGAACCGCUAAGUUCCGCAGGAAUAACCGCACGAACUGUGCUUGGCUUCAUGUAAUGAACAAGCACAGCCCUGCCUGAAUGACUAAUGUACAUCUCGUUAAAUGUACUACCGUGACGAUCAUAAAGAAUGCAAUUGCGGCUGCCAUUCGUUUAAAUCCUGAACCAACUGGAUCAUUAAACGCCAGAGGUUAUGACUACAAAGGAAGCUAAAAAAGGGGCGUGAAAUUUACAUUAACUUACACAUAUUUUAAUUGUGGAUGAAAGGCGCCUUUUAUACAUUGCGCCCACACGCACCCGGUAGGCCAGAUUAAAUUUCAUUUAGGACAAGCUCACUGAUACUCCCGUAAUUAUUACUCACCGAAGCCAAAAGGAAGAUAAUUGCAGGUUUGAGUUUCCUAGCGUAUUAUACGCCUAUCUUUAAAAUAAGAGGUCAAGUUCACGGUUUCUGACCUUCAAGAUUGUGCGGCGGUAACCUUUGAGUUUUAAUGUUUGAUGGAUUGGACACAGCAUUGCGUAUUGCUUAACAUGCGAAUUAGGGAUGAGAAUGCAGUUACUCAAAUGUGAUGCAAAUUUGUGUUUCCUAUUACGUAUUUAUUAUUUUAUAUAAAUUUAAAAUAAUAAAUACGUAACAAGCAUAUGGUUCCAAUUUAGUAGUAUUCAUUGAUCAUUUAUUUGAACGUAAUGUGCGGAACUUAUUUCUACUUGUGAAUUCCUAACUGUGAGCAUGUUUUUUUCGUUCAUCACGGGCCAGCCACUCAAACACGGAACCGUUGUUGCUCAGAAAAAUAAAUAGACUGAUAAAGUGGAAACAACACUUUUUGUUUCUGCAGGUUAAGAAAAAAGCUCGGGUGACAUUAGAUACCAGUUAGAUCAUAGAGAUAAUAGCGAAGUUUUCUCAAUAACAUCAUCCGCCAUCCGUCUGCCGCGUGAUAAACAAAAAACGAACAAAUAUGCGUGACAACUAAUAAUACGCCCCAAUGAAGACACGCCGUAAAAAAAGAUGAUACUGAUUGGAACAGGAUACAAAAAAAGCAGAAGAAGAAGACUAAUAGUAGCUAAAUUUUGAUAC